This is a messenger RNA of Daucus carota subsp. sativus, 725 nucleotides long. RefSeq names its product non-classical arabinogalactan protein 30. The record is from RefSeq and is a predicted model, not a curated record. The transcript has a single exon. Lineage: Eukaryota; Viridiplantae; Streptophyta; Magnoliopsida; Apiales; Apiaceae. Bases 1 to 534 code for a protein of 177 amino acids.
AUGGCAAGCAGCCAAGUCACAUUUUUCAUUACGCUCUUCCUCUUCUCGCUGGCCUUUUCCUCCAUGUCAGCUUCUGAAGAAGCUACAACCAAAACUAUGGAGAAAAAGGUUGAUGUGGUGGUAGAAGGAAUGGUAUACUGCCAAAGCUGCAACAAAUUCGGAACAUGGUCAUUGACUGGGGCUACACCAAUUUCGGCUGCUAAAGUAAGUGUUAUCUGCAAGAACCAGAAAAAUCAAGUUAGCUACUACAAAGCAUUUGCCACGAAUGCAAACGGAUAUUUCUAUGCACAGCUAGACGGAUUUAAGAUGAAAAAUAACUUGGCCGACCAUCCUCUCCAGGCAUGCCACGUUAAGCUGGUUUCAUCCCCUAGUCAGAGCUGCAACCUUCUUACUAAUGUCAAUUACGGACUUGAUGGCUCCCCACUCCGUUAUGAGAAGAAGGGUUUGGCCAAUAACAAUUAUGAAGCUGUCAUCUAUGCUGCUGGACCCUUGGCUUUUCGUCCAGCUUAUUGCACUCCCAGCACUCAUAACUAAAUUUGAGUAUUAGUUAUAUGAAGUCAGAUCAAAUUUUAUAUUGUUUUGGUUGUCUCUUCCCAAUUCAAUGUUGAUGUGAUGCCGGAAUUAACUUGCUGUACGCUAUGUUUCUCUUCUAUUACAACUUGUGCAAGAACAAUGAACUUCUUAAAGUUCUUAUUUUUUAUAAGAUAAACAUAUUACUUCUUUUC